AUCCUAAGCGGAAUGCAAUCGUAUCGUCAACAUGUGAAUAAAGCUCAGGGACGAGAUGACAAUUUGAAAGAUAAGAAGUGCGGAAAGAUCUUAACUUCUGCAUAUUCGCCGUUGAAAAAGUUGAGAACCGGAACGCGGCACAUACAUUCUUAUAUGAUAGCCAUCAAUCGCAUGGAAUUACGCCUCGUUCGUUUCCAACAAGAUUAAUUUGUAAUUGUCUCUGGUGCUUUUGAAGAAUAAAGUCAUCUAAAAGAUUAACUUAAAAUUGGUCCUGAUCAAUGAAAAUUCGUUCUAACGGUUUGCGUCAAUCUUUACGACAAGAAGGUAUCGAAUUUUCAUUGCCUUUGAAGUUGGACAAAACGUGUAGCCAGCUAAAACCAGAUAGUAGUGACUCUGCGCAGUUAGAAGAAAGUCGCUAUAGUGCGAAUAGUGAAGAAAAGGAGAAAGAGUGGCUUGAAAGCUUAGAAGUAGAUGUGAUAGAAAUUCGGAAAAUUCAGUCAACGCACGAACGCAAAAUGAGAGCUCAAGAAAUGUCUGAAGAGUUCAGUGACAAUUCUCUGAUGCUUAUCGAACGUGCGGAAUGUCAAGGAUUCUUUAGUUUUCUGUUAAAUGCUAAAAGCACAAUAGGCACGGUAGGUCGCCGGGCGGGCGUCCCACCUUCUUUAUUAGCCCCAAUAGGGUUUCCCAAAGCCACAAAGCAACAUUUGAAUACGCGAUCAUCCAAAGUGCGUAUGGAUGGCAUAGAUUAUUAUAAUAUAGAAGUAAAAGGUGUAACCCUGACCUCGUUUUUACCUUACAUUUGUCAACUUUUAGGGGAAACGAAGGAGCGUUCCAAUACAAUUUUGGCCUCCAGUUCUGAAGUUCGCGGAGUUCUUUCAACAAUAAUUGAAAGCAUAUAUCUACAACGGCUAUGAAAAAAUCCAAAAUAUUUUGCUGUGAAUUCAGAAACUUUCGAUUUGUUAUGUGUACUUCUUGGAAAGUCGAUCCCUAAACCGUCAAUUUCAAUUUAAUGUAGACUUUUUCUUCUCUAAGAACACGAACAUACCGAAAUACUCAUGUGUGGUACUGAUAGAAUGCAGUGCCUGUCCGUUUCAUACAAUAUAAUUUGUGCACAAGAUCCUUUAUGAAACAAAAAAGUAAAAUAUUGUGGAAAAAUUUAACAACUGAUUUAUGUAUUUAUACGUGAAAUACGAU
Glossina fuscipes is the source of this 1194-nucleotide messenger RNA. Its product is annotated as protein downstream neighbor of son homolog. The record is from RefSeq and is a predicted model, not a curated record. Lineage: Eukaryota; Metazoa; Arthropoda; Insecta; Diptera; Glossinidae. Gene Ontology annotation, cellular component: nucleus. Gene Ontology annotation, biological process: nuclear DNA replication. The transcript has a single exon. Bases 279 to 914 code for a protein of 211 amino acids.